This is a messenger RNA of Salmo salar (Atlantic salmon), 2992 nucleotides long. Its product is annotated as rho-related GTP-binding protein RhoU-like. Gene Ontology annotation, molecular function: GTPase activity; GTP binding. Gene Ontology annotation, biological process: small GTPase-mediated signal transduction. The record is from RefSeq and is a predicted model, not a curated record. Lineage: Eukaryota; Metazoa; Chordata; Actinopteri; Salmoniformes; Salmonidae.
AGCAGACCCUCCUCCUCCAAUGUGUAACAGAUUGGAGUAUUCAAAACCGAGAGAAGUGCCUGUUUUCAACUUUUUGCACACACUGAUUAUUAGUUCUUUGGCGAGCACAAGACUACUGCUUUGAAUUCUAACAAAUUUUAAAAAAUGCUGUAGACCAACCUGUCUAAUUGACAAAUAUAUUAUAGGCUACAGAACACAUUUUCAUGGUGCUCUCUUUAUUUGCUCCUACUGGAGUAAGGAAAAGGUGUUCGUAACCAGUGCUGAAUGUCACCUCCAGUUCCAAUGGAUUAUAACCAGACCAUGGCUCCUCCAGUGCCGCCGCACAAACCCAAAACUUCCCGGCCAUUCGAGGCUCAGGAGCGGGUGUUGAAGUGCGUACUACUCGGCGAUGGAGCGGUUGGGAAGACCAGCCUAGUUGUCAGCUACACAACGAAUGGCUAUCCAACGAAGUACGUCCCCACUGCGUUUGAUGACUUUUCAGCGGUGGUGCAGGUGGACGGACACCCUGUGAGGCUACAGCUCUGUGACACUGCUGGACAGGAUGAAUUCGAUAAGCUCCGUCACUUCUGCUACUCGCACACCGACACCCUCCUCCUCUGCUUCAGCGUGGUCAGCCCUGCCUCCUUCCAGAACGUCUGGGAGAAGUGGGUCCCAGAGAUCCGCCGGCGCUGCCCGCUCACGCCCAUGCUGCUGGUGGGAACCCAGUGUGACCUGCGCGAGGACGUCAAGGUGCUGAUCGAGCUGGCCCGGCGGAGGGAGAGGCCGGUGGCCGAGGUGGACGCCCGCGCCCUGGCGGACAAAGUGGGCGCCGUGGCGUACGUGGAGUGCUCGGCGCUCACCCAGAAGAACCUGAAGGAGGUGUUUGACGCGGCCAUCGCCGUGGGGAUGAAGCACGCCGAUAGGAGGGCGCGGCGGGAGAGGAAGGUGCGCAGCACUGCUGAUAAGAUGAAGACACUGUCCAAGUCGUGGUGGAAGAAGUACGUCUGUAUCCAGUAGAGAGAGAAGAGGAGAGGGAUAUUGACUAGGUCUAUGAAACUGGGACUGGAAACGUGUUCAGAUGAGCCUAUGUUGUUCAUAUGGAUUGAAGGACUUCUGUCUUAGCUCCUCUCAGAUGACCCCACAUUUUUAGGGUUGCAAAAUACUGGGAACUUUCAAUAAAUUCCCUGGUUUUCAUGAAAUCCCAGUUGGAGGAUUCCCGAAAUCAGAAGGGAAUAAGCAGGGAAUCCAGAAUCUGCCAACUAGGAUUUCAGGAAAACCUGGGAAUUUAUUGAAAGUUCAGGGAAUUUUGCAACCCUAGUCAAAAUGAAUGACCAAGGACCUACGGCUUAGUGGAGCGAGGGGAUGGACUGGGGAGUGAGAGUGUCUCAAGUUGGAGGAGAUCCACUGAUUGGUUGAUUGCAGAGACUGACAGGACUGUGCUCCAACCACUCCCGGUCUGCUUGAGCUGGUCUGAACUCUAACCUUUGAGCAGAGUGCUAUCACAGAAGAUCAAGGAGUAAAACCAUCAAUAUGAUUGACAAUACAAUGGAGCAAAGAGCGAGUUGAACUCGGAGCAAUAAUGAGUUUUAUUUGAACUGAUGGGUGGGGAGGGGAAAAGACUGGGAUGUACUCUUAUAUGCCACCCUUUAAAAAAAGAUUUAAAUACUAUAUCAUGAUGUGCUGCAUAGAGUAUGUAUUCCCCCCAUCAUCAUACCUUAUAUAUGUUCACAUCUUUUAUGCGAUCCACAUGACUCUGUAAUCAAACAGCCGAUAGAUCUCAUUGGUAGAGCUAGACGGAAACAAACCGAGGGAUUAACGUGGAAUUCAACUCAAACCAAACGGCGCUACUAUACGAAUACAGCUACAAUACGUUCAUAUCUUACAAUCGUAUCAAUUGCAUUUACAGACAAGACUUUAGAGGUAUUGAUAAGGGACUUUUCCACCUGGCCCUAGUCAUCACUGUCAGCAGCAUGACCUGGCCCCAUGGUCCUCUGGUGGUGGUCACUCUGUCAUUGCCAUUAAGCCAGGGGGUGGAGGGUUAAGCCUGGUGUGUGUGCGUGUGUUUAUGUGUGCGUAUUUAUGUGUGUGUGUUUAACCACAUGACCAACUGCAGCGUUACAUUGUAAGUGUCUGUUGAUACAGCUGCUGCCACUGUUAGCAGACCACACAGUGAGGGACUGGGCUCCCCAGACAGAAAAGUGCUCCUCAUCAAUACACAUUAAUGGUCAGACCUUUAAGAGCUCUCUCAACAAUACACACCCUCAUUGAUCUCCACUCAUCCUGCUUCAACCGGAGAACUCGGCGGUUUCCAUCCAAUAGCCACUCCUCAACUGAUGGGAGCGUUGUCUCACUCUGUCGGAGUGAGGAGAUUAGAUUGAGGAACACAAGGUCAUGUGGUGGUGCCACUGUAAAUUGCACGUAUCACGCUUAGCCCAAAUACUUUGUUGGUGUUGUGCCAAUGAUGCCAUGCGAAUGGCCUUUAGACUGCACAGUGUCUGAUGUCUCUCUUUGUCAUUUGAAACGUUCGAUUUUCACCCUUCCGUGAGAGUCGCAAGGUUUUCACUCCACUGUUGAUCACUACAUUUUUGUAAUUACAGUACUAUAAGCCCAAAUUUUGAGUUCACUGGCUCUCGUUCUCCUCUCCAACAACCUUAUGAUAACGGGGCGAAUCGCUAACGAAGCCAAUUGUAAUUGCUUCUUAUUUUUCAGAAGCCUGUCUGUAUGCUCUCUGUGUGUAUCCCUUUAUUUGGGGCAUCAACUAUAAAAUGCACAGCCACUGAUCAACCCUACAAACAAAUGUAUGAGAAAUGAAAUGUAUAUUUUGUAUAACAAUGUUGUUGUUUUUUCUGGGUAAUUGUGUGUACAUUUUUGGUCUGUAUUCAUCACAAACUAUCCCUAAACCCCCCUAAAUGGUACAGAAUGAGACAGAAGUGUUUCACUUGCUGUCUGAUACUGUCAAGGACUGUUUAUAAAAGCAACAGAGAUCUAAAUAAAUGUGAAAUCUUAACAAAAA